Molecule: messenger RNA, 1164 nt
Organism: Triticum turgidum subsp. durum (durum wheat)
Lineage: Eukaryota; Viridiplantae; Streptophyta; Magnoliopsida; Poales; Poaceae
Source: the annotation of a GenBank genome assembly
AUGGAGGCCUGGGUCCGCGCCGUCGUGGAGGCCAUCCACUCGUCUCGAGCCCAAGCCGUCAUCUAUCUCGCCGGCGGCGCCUCCCAGGCGCUCGGCUGGCUCCUGUCCGUGCCCGGCGCUUCUGGCAGCGUCCUCGAGGUCGUCGUGCCCUACUCCAGGGCCUCCAUGGCGCAGCUGCUCGGCAAGUUGCCCCUGCAAUUCACAAGCAAGCAGGCCGCAGAGGACAUGGCACUGGCCGCGUUCAACCGUGCCCUGAAGCUUUCUGGACCAGGUCUCUGCCUCUGUCUACAAGUAAUGGGUGUUGGAUUUACUGGGUCGCUCGCUAGCUCACGCCCAAAACAUGGUGACCACAGGUUUUAUGUGUCAACGCGCACACAAAAUUGCCUCAGGACAUCACAUGUAACAUUGUCGAAGGGUUUACGGAGCAGAGAGGAAGAAGACAAGGUCUCAAGCUGUUUUGUGCUUAAGGCAAUUGCAGAUGCAUGCAGAGUUUCUGCAACCAUUCAGUCAGACGUUCAAGAACCUGAAAUUCCAAAAGAAAGUGUGGAACAAUUUGAUGAAGACCAAGAGCUCCAGCAAGUUAUUGAUGGUCAAGUCUGCAUGAAAGUUUACCACUUUGCUGAUCCAACGGAAAAGAACUUCGACAGGAAACUAAUUCUACCUGGUUCAUUCAAUCCCUUGCAUGAUGGCCACCUUAGGUUGUUAGAAGUUGCAUCAAGCAUGUGUGAUGAUGGGUUUCCGUGCUUUGAGAUAUCAGCAAUAAAUGCCGACAAACCCCCCCUGUCUAUUGCAGAAAUUAAGCACCGUGUUGAGCAAUUCAGAAAAGCAGGGAAGAAUGUGAUCAUAUCUAACCAACCAUACUUUUAUAAGAAAGCAGAACUUUUCCCAGGCAGUGCUUUUAUAAUUGGUGCAGACACUGCAGCUAGGCUUGUAAAUCCUAAGUAUUAUGGAGGUGACUACAACAGAAUGCUGGAGAUUCUUCUUGAAUGUAAAAGCACUGGCACAACAUUUCUGGUUGGUGGUCGAGAGAUUGAAGGAGUAUUCAAGGUCCUUGAAGAAUUAAAUAUUCCAACAGAGUUGAAGGACAUGUUUAUCUCUAUACCAGAGGAGAAGUUCCGCAUAGACAUUUCAUCUACUGAAUUAAGAAAAAAACAAGGGCUCUGA